This is a messenger RNA of Choloepus didactylus (southern two-toed sloth), 319 nucleotides long. Its product is annotated as thioredoxin-like. The record is from RefSeq and is a predicted model, not a curated record. The coding region runs from base 1 to 318 and encodes 105 amino acids. Lineage: Eukaryota; Metazoa; Chordata; Mammalia; Pilosa; Megalonychidae. Gene Ontology annotation, molecular function: protein-disulfide reductase activity. The transcript has a single exon.
AUGGUGCGGCAGAUCGAAAGCAAGGAAGAUUUUAAGUCAGCCUUGGAGGAUGCUGAAGAUAAACAUGUAGUAAUUGAUUUCUCAGCCACAUGGUGUGGGCCUUGCAAAAUAAUCAAGCCUUUUUUCUAUUCCCUCUCUGAAAAGUAUAGCAAGGUGGUGUUCCUUGAAGUAGAUGUGGAUGACUGUCAGGAUGUUGCUGCAGAUUGUGAAGUCAAAUGCAUGCCAACAUUUCAGUUUUAUAAAAAGGGACAAAAGGUGGGUGAAUUUUCUGGCACUAAUAAGGAAAAGCUUGAAGCCACCAUUAAUGAAUUAAGCUAAU